Messenger RNA from Molossus molossus (Pallas's mastiff bat), 3030 nucleotides. RefSeq names its product heparan sulfate-glucosamine 3-sulfotransferase 3A1 (gene HS3ST3A1). The record is from RefSeq and is a predicted model, not a curated record. Gene Ontology annotation, molecular function: [heparan sulfate]-glucosamine 3-sulfotransferase activity. The coding region runs from base 1 to 1221 and encodes 406 amino acids. NCBI's taxonomy places the organism in Eukaryota, Metazoa, Chordata, Mammalia, Chiroptera, Molossidae. The transcript has 2 exons.
AUGGCCCCUCCGGGCCCGGCCGGUGCCCACUCCGCCUCGGCCGAGCCGCUGUCCCGCAGCAUCUUCCGGAAGUUCUUGCUGAUGCUCUGCUCCCUGCUCACGUCCCUCUACGUCUUCUACUGUCUGGCCGAGCGCUGCCAGACCCUGUCGGGCCCCGUCGUGGGGCUGUCGGGCGGCGACGAGGAGGCGGGGGCUCCGGGUCGCGGCGUCCUGGCCGGAGGCCCGAGGGAGAUGGCGGUGUGGCCCGCGGAGGGGCAGAGAAAGCGCCUCUUGCAACUGCGGCAGUGGCGGAGGCGUCGGCGACCCCCGGGGCGCGACGGCGGCGAGGAAGCAGCCUGGGAAGAGGAGACCCCCAGCCUGGCCGGUGGCCCCGGUGGCUCCGGGGCCGGGAGCAGCGUGGCCGAGGCCCCGCCAGGGACCCUGGAGCUGCUGCUGGACGAAGGCAGCAAGCAGCUGCCGCAGGCCAUCAUCAUCGGCGUGAAGAAGGGCGGCACGCGGGCGCUGCUGGAGUUCCUGCGCGUGCACCCCGACGUGCGCGCUGUGGGCGCCGAGCCCCACUUCUUCGACCGCAGCUACGACAAGGGCCUCGCCUGGUACCGGGACCUGAUGCCACGAACCCUGGACGGGCAGAUCACCAUGGAGAAGACGCCCAGUUACUUCGUCACCCGGGAGGCCCCCGCGCGCAUCUCGGCCAUGUCCAAGGACACCAAGCUCAUCGUGGUGGUGCGGGACCCGGUGACCAGGGCCAUCUCGGACUACACGCAGACGCUCUCCAAGCGGCCCGACAUCCCCACCUUCGAGAGCUUGACGUUCAAAAACAGAACCGCGGGCCUCAUCGACACGUCGUGGAGCGCCAUCCAGAUCGGCAUCUACGCCAAGCACCUGGAGCACUGGCUUCGCCACUUCCCCAUCGGCCAGAUGCUCUUCGUGAGCGGGGAGCGGCUCAUCAGCGACCCGGCCGGCGAGCUGGGCCGCGUGCAGGACUUCCUGGGCCUCAAGAGGAUCAUCACCGACAAGCACUUCUACUUCAACAAGACCAAGGGCUUCCCCUGCCUGAAGAAGGCCGAGGGCAGCAGCAAACCCCACUGCCUGGGCAAGACCAAGGGCCGGACCCACCCCGAGAUCGACCGCGAGGUGGUGCAGAGACUGCGCGACUUCUACCGGCCCUUCAACCUCAAGUUCUACCAGAUGACCGGGCACGACUUUGGCUGGGAUGGAUAACAAUAUAAUUUAAAAAGAAAAAAAAAUCAAAUAUAAUAUAUUUUUUUACCAAUCGGUAGAGAAAAGGCAGUUUAAUAUUUGUGCUGAAAAUAUUUCUUUUGGUAGUUUUUUUCAAUGAAUGUUAAGAGAAUGUUCUCACCUCUCCAUCUUCACGUUUAACUUACACCAAACAUUUGGAUAAACAAGAAAGGAAACCUUUACUCAUCUAAAUACUUUCAACUUUUAGUUUCUGUUUUAUACACAUACCUAUAAAGUAAGAGCAUCAACUGCCAUUAAAACUUUUAAGAGAACUCCGAGAGUAAACCAAUCUCUCUCUCUGGCUUACAAGGCCCAGAUAGAAUUGAUAUCUAGCCUGUGUAUUGCUCCCUUUAGUUCUUUUCCUGUGCCACUUUUUCUUAAACUGUUUCCCAGUUAAUAAUACUGUAUGGUUUCACACCACUUCAAUUAUCACAGUGCUUUCAAAUAAACAUGUUUUGAUCCUUAUACUACUGUGUGUGCAAGAACAUAGUGCAUAGAGAUUAUAAUCCCAUUUUACAGGUAAGGAAACUUGAGUCUCAGGGAGGUUAAAUAACUUGUCUUAGGGCCAGAGGGUGUAUCCUGGACAAAACCCCAUCUUUUACUUGUUCUUUAUUUCAUGCCACUUUUUCCAGGACAAUUCAAAAUAAGACAUCUAUACCUUUAAAAACAGUUAGCGAGGUUGGAAGUGAUCUAGAUGGGACGCACCGUAUUUGUUCUUUUGGAGCACUUGCCUAUUUGUUCUUUUGACCUGGCUGUCCUAUUUGUUAAUGAAGAAAAAGCUGUUUCUAUAAGAGCUUACAAAUAUGAACCUCAUUUUUAUUUAUCUGUUUUCUUUAGAAAGAAAAUCAGCUUCUGUCUGUAAUAUUUAAUUUCUAACCUUGGAGCUAGUACUAACAAUGUAUCAACAAACAUCUUUUACAGUGCCCUUUUGUUCGUGGGUGGAGGACUGUCAUUUUGACACUUUAUUUUCCCCCAUUUCCUGUUGAUACCUAUUAUAACCUAAUAUUCAUUAAUUAAGAAAUAUCCUUAGAAAUGCAGAUAGGGAUAAAAAUGGUGGUGUCUCCUAUUUUCCCAUCUGUUCCUGCCCAUCCCCCAUUUAAAGAGCUCAAAUAAAUCAAUUGUUUAUUAAAAGGGUUCCUUUCCUCUCCGAGCGGGCAUUAACAAGAUUAGCAUUAAUGGGAAUUAAAUUGGUUUAGAGAGGAGCACAUAUGCACAAAAUAUUAAAAAACAUGUAUAAUUAGCCUGUCAUCAACAUUUUAUUACAGGUUUAAACCAAGAGGAAAAUGUCUCCUAUCUCGUGGAACGUUUCUAUAUCCACCAAAAUGUAAAGAACCAAACACUCAAGUCUUCUAAAUAGUGCUCUUUUUCUUCUCCAGUGUUGUGAAUCAAAAGAAGCGAAAUUUAUUUGAAACACGUGGUAGAAUGUUACCUUUGCCACCGAGGCUGCAUCGGUGAAAUAAAUAUUUCUUGAGAAGCCUAACGCAGGAUUGAAAGGAAGGAAAAAAAUCAUUUCAAUUUCUAGAUAUUCCAUCAUUGCUCCAAAUUGUUGGUUCUAUGUAUUAGUUCCCACCUUCCGGGGUUAAGUAAACCCCAAAUCCAGGUCCCCUUUCCCAGCGGAUUUCCUUCCCUUCUGUGCCCUCAAUUUUCCAGGGUCACAACCUGUUUUUGUUCUGCUAGAUUGUCACUACCAGCAACAAGAUACUCAUUUUGAACUCUUUUUAUCUUUUUUUCUUAACUCAUUUUGUUUAUGCUUCUGAUUCUUUUAUAAGCAUUUGUUUGACAUUAUGCAAA